Micropterus salmoides (largemouth bass) is the source of this 1735-nucleotide messenger RNA. RefSeq names its product Rab9 effector protein with kelch motifs (gene rabepk). The transcript is spliced from 8 exons. The record is from RefSeq and is a predicted model, not a curated record. Lineage: Eukaryota; Metazoa; Chordata; Actinopteri; Centrarchiformes; Centrarchidae. Gene Ontology annotation, molecular function: protein binding. The coding region runs from base 305 to 1360 and encodes 351 amino acids.
UUACAUGUUCAUUUGAGUUAGCUUGACAGCUCUCAGUGAAAUUGUUGCUAAAUUAAGCCCUAUAUCACAGAUAAUAUUUAUAUUACGAAUGUGUUUCAUAAGCUACCGUUCAUUAACCGUUUACAAGAAGAACUAUAAAAACAUCUACAUAUUUGGGUUGCUUUGAUUUUAGCGAGAUUUCACGUAAUGGCUUCAACAACCUAACAUUAGCUAAGAGAGUUGCUAAUAAGUAAAAUGAACAAUACUUUUGACUUGUAGAGUAUUAUAGCUAUUUGUUAUCGCACCCGAUCACCACUGAAAAUCCAUGGAGUUUCUCCCAGUACUUGACCCACUUGAUAAACCCAAAGAAGGAAUAUGGUAUUCUUUGAUACCGAGGGGAAGUGCUCCGGGUGUUAGUGUGGGUCACACCUGCACGUUUAUUCCAUCUGAAGAUGGAGGAAAAGGAAGAAUCCUUAUUGUUGGAGGUGCCAAUCCCAGCGGCAGUUUCUCACAUUCACAUAUCAUAAAUCUAGAUAAUCAUGAAUGGGACAUCCCAGAAUGGGAGGGUUUGGAGUCACGCUAUGAACACUGCAGCUUUGUGCCAGAGAGCUGCCCUCAGAGCCUGUGGGUGUUUGGGGGGGCACAGCAGAGCGGCAAUCGCAAUUGUAUCCAGAAUUUACAGUUAACAGAUAGUGGGUCUCGCUGGAAGAAUGUAGGAGUGAAUGGCAAACCCCCCAGUCCCAGGACAUACCACACCAACUCAGCCAGCCUAGGGGACAGACUGUAUGUAAUUUCUGGUGGGGAAGCAGGAGCUACACCUGUCUCAGAUGCCAAUCUCCAUGUCUUUGAUACAGUGUCUUCCACCUGGUCCCAACCAGAAACACAAGGCAGACACCUGUCCGCCAGACAUGGCCACAUCAUCAUAGCAGUGGGUUCAAAGAUCUACAUUCAUGGAGGCAUGGCUGGAGACAAAUUUCACAAUGAUAUGUACACGCUUGACACAAGGAGCUUGAAAUUGGAGGAAGUGCAAGCCGAAGGAGACAUCCCACCAGGACUAGCAGCCCACUCAGCUGUGGCGCUGGGAAAGAACAUCUACAUUUUUGGGGGGAUGACUGCAGAUGGAGCCAGCAACUCCAUGUACAGAUUCAACACUGACAAAAGCAGAUGGGUCCUCAUGAAGUUUGAAGGGGAUAUGCCACCCAACCGCCUAGACCACUCCAUGUGUUUAUUGCCAUGGAAGGUGUGUGGUGAGGGGAAGGGAGAUGAGGAGCAAGCCAACAGCCCAGCAGCCUCAGAGACAAUCGAUCUGGUCUUUGUAUUUGGAGGGAUGGACACCCAGGGUGUCAUUUAUAAUGACUGUAUUAUGACUGUGGUGACAUGAUUUGCCUUCAUGUUACAGUAUUCAUCUAUCUACUUAAGUUGUAAUAAAAUGUUUGUAAAAUGUAAAAAUUUGUGUUAUUGGAAAGAGGGGAAUUUUAAACAAUGUUUAGCAAAUUUGGAGUUCUGGAGCAUAAAUCUGGAUGGUUGAAAUGUAAGGAAAGUUGAAAUGUUAAUCAUUUGUGCCAGUGAUUUUCCUUUUUUUUUUUUUUUUUUUUUUAAGUGUUGGACACAUUCAUAAGACAGUUGGUGGCCUAUGCCAAAGGUUGUAUCCUAAAACUGUAAUAAGAGACAAUCAAGUAACAUUUUGUAUCAAACAUUUAUUUCAAUGUCUUUCCAGAAGUACAAUGACCAGAUUCAAUAAAUAACUUUUGCUGUU